UUUGCGUUCACCUCCAUGCGCUGUUUCAGAAUCAUCAAGACUCACGAUUGAUGCGUGGUGCUCGCACUUCACCUGGCGCAGCACAGAGGCUCACAGACUGCGCGGUUGCGUCUGGGACGCAGGCGGGCGCGCCAUCACAAUCAUCCUGACUGGCUGCCUUCAGCCCUUGGUAGUCUGCAUCGUGUCGAUGCCAACAGAGAAGGGAGUGAAAUGAAGAUGACCUGAAAGCGACUUGAAAAGAUCAUCCAAGGUCGAAGUCAACAUCAACAUCGCACUCCAGCUCAAAGGUUCUUCAAGAUGCCCUUUGAAGCAGGUCUUGAACUCUAUCGCUGGCUCAAGCCCUCUCGGUCUGGCCAAGAAGAGGUUCCGCCAAGAGCUCAAAGUCUACGUCUACCUCAAGAUGUGCUCUGGGAGGUGGCAGAGCAUUCAGACUUUCAAACCUUGCUGAAUUUGGCCCUGACCAAUCGCUCCACUCUCGAUAUGUUGAGUGCUCGACUUUCCAGCUAUCACUACACCACGGACGGCGACGUGCUUGCGGCCAUACCCGUGCAGAAUCGCAGACACGUAAAAGACCUCAUCGUCUAUCCGCGACUACAUCGUGAAUCCGAUCACAGUUGGCACAGUUGGCGCAGGCGCGAAUGGGACAUGGGUGACCAAAAUUUGCUCAUUCGAGAUUUGGCCUCGCAGCUUCGGCAUCUCACCAGCUUGAGGAACUUGCGCGUAUAUGGUGGAGAGCUGCGCGAGUCAUUCUGGAGUUUGUUGACAGCAGCGCCACAAUUAGAGGUCAUGAGGAUCGUGGGAGGAUCUCCUCUGUGGCCACUUCUCAGCCCACCGGUAGGUGCCAUGCUCUCGUACCGCUCUCUCGCUGUCCUUGUCGCUGCAUCGACUGAGGCGUUGUCAUGGCCGACUCUCAGAAAGAAGAGGCAAGUGUAAGAUUCAACUUGCGUUGCCUCGAAAUCGACAUUCUUCGCGCCCCUCGGGACGUUAGUAUCCUUCAAAAUCCUGGAUUGAUGGACGAAGUGCGCUCUUGUAUCGCGAAUCUUGUCCUGAAGGUGCGGCUAGAAGAGUUUCGGCUCAGCAUCGCUCAUAGCUUGCGCCGACCCGACGCUUUGCGUAUCAUUGCGCCUUUGGCCGGAGCCACUUGGCGUGAGUACUCAGCGUGAAGAGCCCUGUACUUAUGAGGAGGUCGAUCUGAUGUGGCUCACGUAUCGGUCAAUCUUGAGCAGCUUUGA
This is a messenger RNA of Ceraceosorus guamensis, 1232 nucleotides long. RefSeq lists its product as hypothetical. The record is from RefSeq and is a predicted model, not a curated record. Bases 298 to 933 code for a protein of 211 amino acids. The transcript has 2 exons. NCBI's taxonomy places the organism in Eukaryota, Fungi, Basidiomycota, Exobasidiomycetes, Ceraceosorales, Ceraceosoraceae.